Molecule: messenger RNA, 5922 nt
Organism: Suillus subalutaceus
Lineage: Eukaryota; Fungi; Basidiomycota; Agaricomycetes; Boletales; Suillaceae
Exons: 30
Coding region: 1-5922 (1973 amino acids)
Molecular function (GO): protein binding
Source: RefSeq, a predicted model, not a curated record
AUGUUUCGGUCACUGCUUGCACCAUGGCAAAGUCACGAAGACCUCGCGCCCACUUUGCCUGCAAUUAACAUCACUGGCGGCGAAGCCUCAGAUCCCAGCAACGGUGGUGAACGUGCGGCAAGACGGAUGCGAGAUAUGGUAGAGGACUUGAAAGUAACAGAGACAGUAGUCGCGAAGACGACUCUCCUGCAACGAAUUGCUACUCUCGUUCGUGAAGUACCCGAAACGAAAGACGCGUUUCGCAGUUCAGACGGGUUUCUCUUACUAGUUCACGUGCUCUCUACACUCUCGACGACGAUCGGACGACGAGGAUCCCAAUCGACGCGUGAUGUUGCGGCUUGUAUCAAGUCAGUUUUUACGUUGGCAUCCGAGGCUUUGAAGGAACAUGCAGUGAAUCUUGAGUUCUUCGAGGAAUUCAUUGGUUACGCUUCGCUUUCUGAUGCUGUGGACCCGCUGGUCUGUAAUGCGCUGACUGCGGAUGCGACACUCGGGUGCUUGCUAGCUCUUUCAUUUGGUGAUGUCUUUCUUGUGGAAUUUUUCAGCUCGUUACGAACAAAAUUGCCUGAGACCGAAGCGAUGCACAUCCACUUCCUGGAAUUUGCACCCGGUCUAGCCAGUAUCAGCCUUCCCGGAGCAUUCAAUGUUCUUUGGAGCUUCAUUCUGCGAACCAUGAACACGGACCGCGCCUUGAGGCUCAUCGUUUACCGGCUUCUAGAGCAUCUGACACAUAGCACGCAUAGAAAUCUCGCCGUCCUAAGCAUGCAAAAUAUCUUGCCGCAUCUUUUCAAAUCGUGGAAGGCUAAUACGAGUAGCGCCGGAGAUGACGAUAAGGAGCACCGUAUCCUAGCAAAGAUCCUUCGCCGUCUUUUCGAAAUGGGUGCUAGUACCCAAAACUCCAGAGAUUUGCUGCAGUGCACUGCGAAGCAAGAUGGAGCUGUAGAUGCAGAUAUGCUCGAACUUCUACGCUCAAGUGCAAAGUCGAGGUGGCCACAGCACUUCUCACUUGAUGGCUCUUCUGCACUCGCAAUGCCGUCUACAGAAAUGAAGACUCUUCCUGCCCAUGGCUUUACAUUCAUGGCCUGGAUUUGGUUCGAAAGGAUGCCAUCAGGGCCACACAAGUUGCUCAGCAUAUCUUUUGGGUCCAGUGAAGCCGUGGCUCUCUCUGUCGGUAGUAACGGGGUAUUAGCCUUGCGAUCACGUGCCGUUCAAAAAGUUGAAAUGCUUCCAAAGUCGAAAUUGACAACUUCUCGAUGGACUCACGUCACCCUUGUGCAUCAUAACCAUAGAUCGUCGCAUCCUUCCGUCUGCUUGUUCGUUGAUGGCAUUCUAAGUGACUCAUUGCAAUGGGCAUAUCCGAAGUUCCAUAAUAUGUCGCCCGCAACUUUCAUGGUAGGAGAUGACGUUGCCACAGUUGAAUCUAGCUGGUGCGUGGCUUCUGCCUACCUGCUUUCGGUCGCUCUCGAUGAUGACUUUCCGAGAUUUAUACACCACCUGGGCCCCCGAUAUUCUGAUUCAUUCCAAGAUCAGAGUCUCAUCAGGUUCCUGACGUACGAAGCGUCGACUUCGCUCAGCAUGCAUAUCACAACUCAAGGUGCAUCACUACCUGAGAAUUCGCAGCUCAAGAAGGUUAUUCGCGGAGAUUCGAUUAUUAGCGAUUCAUCGAUUAUAUUUCGUGUCGUCCCACAACCGCACGAUAAAAAGGACCAAAUUGUAACUCGAGGCGAUGUAUUUACAAUAUGCUGUCAGACGAUGGACCUUGCGGUGUGGAAAAUUGGCGGGGCGGCUCUAUUGCUGCGCCUAGUAGCACUUGCUCAAACGCCGCAUGAACUUUCCAGAGCAUUGAGCGUCUUUUCUGACUGUCUUCGCAACAGUUGGCAAAACUCUGAUGACAUGGAAAGGUUACACGGUUAUGAUGUUCUUGCAAGCACGCUUAGAGCUCGAAGUCAUCUCAUAAACAUGACCAGCUUUGAAAUAUUGUUUGAAUUCCUUGGUCUAAAUUUCCGUUCUCCUGAUUUAUCCACUGUUGUCAACACCAUCGCAUACAGAGCCGUGGCACUCGACUUUGAGCUGUGGUCAAAAACCAGUGCCGACAUCCAACGGGCUCAUCUCGAGCAUUUCGCCUUCCUGUUGCGUGCCAGUCGAUAUAGACAGUUCACCAUCAAGAUGCGAUUGUCGAAACUAAGCAUCGUGCGCAAGUUAUUAUUCGCCAUUCAGUCAGCCUGGUACCCGCAAGAAUCUAUAUCACUUGUCGUCAACACGCUGGUGCUUGUUGCACAAUCAUCAUUUACAGCGGAGGAAGCGAUCAAACCAAUUGUUUCAUACAUAGCUGCCACCCUUGCUGAAGCCGAGCAAGUCCUUGAAGCCCUUGUUUCCAUGAUGCGCAUCCCUUCGCUUCACUCUAAGCUUGCUGGUACACUUCCUAUGCCACGCAUUUGUUUACUGUUGCUUGGGAGCCAACCUUCCGCACAUACUGCCUGCCAAGUGCUUGGCAUGCUUGGCCUCAGCCUGAAAGCCUCAUUGUCAUCUGGCAAAAACUUCGACUCGGCCGGUGGUUGGGGCAUUCUCAAAACUGUGUUACCUCGAGUCUGGGAUCGCAGUGUACAUGAUGCAGCCUUAGACAUCCUGCCUGGGCGCCCUGGAGAUAGAUCCAGUGAUGACUCAGGAUCCCCUCAAAUGUUGUCCGACUUUCAAUCGGGAACAACAAUGCUGAAUCCGAUGAAGGUGGGCUAUCUGUCUACUGCCUUGAUAUUCCGUUUAAUCUUUCGUGCAGCUCCUUCAAAAGAUGCUAUCAUCUGGAUUCUCGAUGACUUAACAAAGCUGCACGAGUCAAGUUCACCGUUCCGCCGCGUCUUCAGGUCCCAGAGCACUGCUCAGCUACUUCUUGAUGGCCUCAAUAUAUUCUCUACCAUGAGGCAGCCUGCCGGGGUCCUGGAUGCCAAAAUAUCCGUCAAGCUAACGCACUUCGGAUUACUUGUAGCGAUGGGCAAGCACAUAUCUACGUCUCAAAAACAACAGAUUCUUGGUAUCGUUCGCCCUGGCGCUCAGUCAAAAGGACGACCUGAUUUUGCAGACACUUCUGGGUCACAACUCAGUCUUGCUCAGGCAGACACGGUCCGUAAAGCAUCUGCACAUCUUGAAGAAUGGCGAAAGACGAUUCUUGUUUCGGAGCGCAAACACUUCAGACAGACUCUAUUAGACUUGCAGGAAAGGCGACGUAGAGCCGCAUCUUUUGAAGAAAGUGUGUCUGCGUCAACGACCGAACGUGAUAUUUGGCCCCAUUUAGCUCGGAAACGCGUAUGGAAAUUGGACGAGACUGAAGGACCGCAUAGAGUCAGGAUAAAGAUGGAGAACCUCCUGGAAAUGCUUGUGCAGGAUUCGAGGUCUGCUAGUCACGAGGAAGCUUCGUCAGCUUUCGAUUCAGAGUUAUUGUCGCCAUCCCAGUCAGAACUUACUUCUCCGAAUACAGUGGUUGUUCCAUCUUGGACAGGCGAAGACGGCGAUCAUCAGCUCGCUGAAGACAUAACCGAGGACAAACUGAGGAGAGUGAGGCAUCAACUCGAGCCUGGGGAUGUCAUUGAAGCUGUUAGCACUGUCUGCCGAAUAGCCGGCGUCGAUUCUUUUCUUGGCAUGUUGAUCUUCGGGCGUACCCACCUGUACAUGUUGGAAGGCCUCGUAGAGAAUAGUGAGGGCGAAGUUAUUGACGCAGCUAAUGCGCCGGAAGGAUUGUUCCUUAUAUCCGGAAGUGCCGCGGACGUUCGGAACUCGCAACGGGCUCAACGAUGGUACAUAGAGAACAUUUUUCUGUCAUUAGAGCAAGUAUCAGGCUUCUCUGACAGGAUGUUCCUUUUCCAGGACGUAGGGGUCGAGAUCUUUUUCAAAGAUAGCCGCACACUGCUGGUUAUUUUCCUUGAUGGGACACGUCGCCAAGCGGCUUCCCAGAUGCUCUCGUCGAUAGCCUUGAAAAUGAGGACGUUCGAACCCAGCCUAACACCUGGAUCUAUUAUACCCAAAUCGCUUUUGAAAAGUAGAUCAUCCACUAGCGCAGUAGAGAAGGAACUCCAAUCAGCGCAACGGCGGUGGCAGAAUAGAGAGCUAAGCAAUUUUGGUUAUUUGAGUAUUCUUAACCAACUGUCGGGACGUACCCCAAACGAUGCAACUCAAUACCCCGUUUUUCCUUGGGUUCUUAAUGAUUAUGUUUCAGAGGUGCUGGAUCUGUCAUCUCCUAAUGUGUUCAGAGACCUCACGAAGCCUAUGGGGGCUUUGACGGUCGAGCGUCGUGAGGAUGCGGAAGCUCGCUAUGCUAACCUGGGCAGUGUUGAUGAAGAGCCAUUCCACUACGGAACACACUUCAGCUCGUCGAUGAUCGUUUGCCACUUCAAUAUUCGCAUGCAGCCGUUUACCAGUAUGUUCAAGACGCUCCAGGGAGGAGACUGGGAUUUGCCCGAUAGGCUUUUCAGUGAUAUCAGGAAAGCAUAUUCCUUGGCAUCGCAUGAUAUCCGUGGGGAUGUGCGUGAAUUAAUACCCGAAUUCUUUACUUGUCCAGAAUUCCUCGAGAAUUCAUCAAAUCUCGACUUCGGUAUCUCUCAAACUACCGGAGAACGAAUUCACAAUGUUAAACUGCCUGCGUGGGCGAAAGGAGACCCGCUCCUGUUCAUCGUAAUGCAUCGCCGUGUUCUUGAGAGCCACUACGUCAGCGAGAAUCUUCCUGCUUGGAUAGAUCUCAUAUGGGGAUGCAAACAACGAGACGUGGAUUCUGCGAACGUUUUUCACCCUCUCAGUUACGAAGGCGCAAUUGAUCUGGACAUGAUCACCAGCGAUCUGGAGCGACAAGCUACUGUUGGAAUCAUCCACAAUUUCGGGCAGACUCCCAAGGAGCUCUUUAUUUCGCCACAUCCACCUCGAAAUCUUGAAGGGUUCCUGAGUCUCCCUGUCACGAUAACCCGUGGUGUCCCUGAGGACGCACUUGCCUUAGUAAGAGAUCCGGAGCCUUUCAAGGGCAAUGCUGUGUCGAAUAUCUCUGCCGACCUGUUUGAUGGGAAAUAUGGCGGUGUGCGUCCGUUGCCUCGUGGAGCGAUCGGCCUCCCUUCGAUUGGUCAUGAACAAAUCGAAUGGGAUCAGGACUCAAGUGAUCGCUCACUGCGAUUGGUAUCCCACGGAAAAUCCUCUCAGGUUACACAAGUUAUUGAACAAGCAGCACUCGCAUGUGCUGCCUUCGCGGACCAGGACACUCUAGUCACGGGUUCUGGUGAUAAUAUUGUGCGUGUUUGGCGCGUCAACCAAGGUCAAGUGGCGCCUUCGGGCUUUGUUGGAGCUUCGGGACGGUCUCGCAGGCAUGCAUCUUCAACGCUGUCGAUGACACAUCUCCUCAGAGGACACACUCAACGUGUGGUGUGUAUUGCAACAUCGCGUACAUGGUCCGUUAUUGUUAGUGGCAGCGAGGACGGGAGUGCCAUCGUUUGGGACCUGAACAGAGGGUCUUACCGACAUUCAAUUUGGCACGGCAAUGAAAUCCUAGGCGCAGAAGUGUAUCUAUCUGCCAUCAACGAGUCUACGGGAUACAUCGCUACUUGUUCCGUUUCCCACUUAAUGUUGCACACAAUCAACGCGAGACCAAUUGCCAGACUCGACACUGUGCGCGCGCCAAUCACGUCUCUGGCGUUCCAUGAACGUGAAUAUUCGCAUUUGGAUAUCCUUGCCACGGGUCACGACGAUGGUUCCAUCACGCUAUGGACAUGGAACGCAGAUGGGACUCCAGCUGGAAUGCAAGCGCAAUGGGAGUUUGUUGAAGUUCGUCGGAUGAAUUCUGGAGAGGGGGUAUCUGAUAUUGCUUUAGGAUCUGUCACUGCGCUCAAGUUUAUUGGUGAACGCCUUUGCGCUGGUUAUGCUUCUGGAUUGACCUAUAUGUGGACCAUUCCUACUUAA